UGAGGAAAAGAGGCCUAAAUGCCCAAUUAGAUCUAAAAAAAACAGCUUCCCUCUCUAUUGCCCAAUUCUUCCAAAUUUUCGUCAUUUUGUGUAAGGUAUGUUGAAGUAGCCAAAUGUCUUACCAAACCCUCAAACCCUACUGCAAGUUUCAGCAAAGCAGGAAAGGCAAAUCCUAAGGAAACGUCAAAAUCAGACAUUUGCAAUGGAUUCUGAUCCUAUGUCUACCAAACCGCAACUCACAGCUGAUUCCGUAUUAAGCCCCCAAGAGCUGCGUGCUUUAAAUACUGAGCUUAAGAGCAUUGUGUGGGUACUUAGAGUAUAUUGCCCAAAUAACAAUAAUCAAAUUGUAGAAAGUUUCUCCACAGCUUUUUCUAUUGACAGAAACGGGUUGAUCAUGACUUCUGCUCAUACAUUCGUAAAACGUCCAUAUAUUAUUACUGCUCGUAGGUUACAUGAUGUUUCUUUUUUGCAUAAAGUUGAGGAGGUUCAUAUAAAACAUACAUGGGAUAUUGCAGUAUUGAGAGUUAAGAAUGUUUCUGAUUGUAAUUUUGGGAGAUUGGCAGUUGAUAGAUCGUUAUUUGUGGGACAAAAACUUUUACACAUCGGGCAUCCGGGUAAUUUAGUGGGUUCUCUCUUUGUUGGAACUGUUGCAUUUCCUUGUAUGGAUGAUGUUGAUGUCCCGCAAGACAAUCAAAUAUGUAGUAAUUACAUUUGCACUGCAUUGGAUAUCACACCCCGAUAUCGCAUUAUGGGCCAUAUAUGGAACGUGGAUGCGUGGAUAAAAGCUAAGCAAAACGAGUAUGAAUUUGAGAGGCAACUUCACCCUCAAACUCCCAUAAUACAAAUCUAUGGUCUUGGAUCUAGAGAGGGUUGUUCAGGUGGUCCGGUUUUUAACAUUAAAGGAGAAAUUGUGGGAAUUAUGUCAAUGGGAUUUUUGGGUUUUGAAAUUGCAAUACACAGUAGUUUAUUACGACAAGUCUUGAGCGAAACAGAAGAGAAGAUGCAAGGGGGAAAUAACAAACAAGGCGGCAAUCAGGCCGGUUGUUCGAAGAGGCAUAAGAAAUAAUUUGGUUAUAGAAGAUGCGAAAUAUGGUAGUUUGGAAUUUGUUAGCUUUUAUAUUUGAAAUAUGAUAGUUUGGAAUUAGUUAGCUUUUAUGUUUGAUUUAAUUUUAAUGUCAAUACACUUUUAUUAGUUAGAAUAUGAGAAUGUAAUCUAUGGUAAAUUGGCACUUGUUUUAGUUUUGAUGUUAAUUUUCUUGUAUUAGUUA
This is a messenger RNA of Mercurialis annua (annual mercury), 1268 nucleotides long. RefSeq lists its product as uncharacterized. The coding region runs from base 203 to 1066 and encodes 287 amino acids. Lineage: Eukaryota; Viridiplantae; Streptophyta; Magnoliopsida; Malpighiales; Euphorbiaceae. The transcript has 3 exons. The record is from RefSeq and is a predicted model, not a curated record.